AUGAAGUUUGUGGUCGAGAUUCUGGGUGGUUCAUCGUUCGAGAUUGAAGUGGAACGCACAGAUACAUUGUUAGUGGUCAAACAGAAGAUCGAGAAGUCUCAACGUGUCCCAGUUUCGAAACAAACCCUUAUCGUCGACGGCAUUUUUAUUCUUCGAGAAGAUCUUAACCUCGACCAAUGCCAGAUCUUCCACGAUUCUCAAAUCCAACUCGAAGUCUCUCCUGACGUGAACCCUAUUCACAACAACGACGAUCAAAUCCCGCAAACAGAGCAAUCUCCUCCAGCACCGUGGAUUUCAGUUGAAGAGUACUUUGCGGAGCAAGAUUGGCCUUUGACAGAGGAAGAGAUCAGAAAGAUUUACAGUUAUCGGCCUGAGACAACCCAAGACAUCAGUAAGAUUCAAGAUGCGCAUCAAACAGAGGAAUCUCCACCGUCAAACUCAGUCAAAGAGACCGUUAACAUUCAAGAUUCGUCUGUGAAGUUUGCGAGUAAGAACAACAACGAUCAAGUGCCUCCAACGAAGCAAUUUCCACAGUCAAACUUAGUCAAAAAGAUCACUAACGGAAAAAAAAGAGUCCGGCAGAUGCUAGUAUAUGUGUCGCCAUAUCCUGGUAUGAAUGAAGUCCCAACGAAUAUUCUGGUGCAAGUGAAAGUUACGGAUGAGGUGAAAACACUGAGAGGUCUUAUGAAACUGGCUCAAGAAGGGUACAUCUUUACGCACAAUAAUCAAGUAUUGAACGAAGAUCAGUCAUACGAGUGUAACAGUGUUAAACCCUUGGAUACAAUUGUGAUUGUUCCCAGACGUGUUAUCCAAGAGACCAGUAAGAUUCAAGAUUCGUCUGUGACGGUUCAAGUGCCUCAAAUGGAGCAAUCUCCAGCGUCAAACUCAGUCAAAGAGAUCACUGACCCGAAGAAGAAGAUUAAAGUAUAUGUGGUGGCAGCUUCAAGUGAGUGUAAAGGUCUGAAGAGAUUUAUUGAGGUGGAUGUGAACUCGACGGAUCAAGUGAAAAUACUGAGAACCGAGUUGGUUGAAAGUGGUCGGAGGGGUCAUAUAAGAAUGCCUCACGAAGGAUAUUUCUUUGUGGACAGAAAGAAAGAGAGAGUAUUGAACGAAGAUCAGUCAUUCGAGUGGAACCGUGUUCUUCCAGCCGAAACAGUUUAUAUGGUUAGUGGACGUGAUACACAUUUUGCCUCGUCUUUUACUCGUGGCUCUAAAGUCACAAUGCUUUGUGCUCAAAAAGUUCUGUAG
Molecule: messenger RNA, 1248 nt
Organism: Arabidopsis thaliana (thale cress)
Lineage: Eukaryota; Viridiplantae; Streptophyta; Magnoliopsida; Brassicales; Brassicaceae
Product: Ubiquitin-like superfamily protein
Exons: 1
Coding region: 1-1248 (415 amino acids)
Source: RefSeq, marked reviewed